Messenger RNA from Acanthamoeba castellanii str. Neff, 1278 nucleotides. RefSeq lists its product as uncharacterized. The record is from RefSeq and is a predicted model, not a curated record. The transcript has 3 exons. The coding region runs from base 1 to 1278 and encodes 425 amino acids. Lineage: Eukaryota; Discosea; Longamoebia; Acanthamoebidae.
AUGAAGCUGGUGAUGAUGGACGUCGAGGAGCCCACCACCACCCAGGCCGGCCAAGAGUUGGUCCGCCCGUCGUCGCUAUCGACCAAGAGGAAGAACAAGAACAACAACAUGAAGAAGACGAAGACGAAGAAGAGAAAGGCCGUCGAGAAGAAAGUUGACAGACGAGAAGGCCAGGAGAACGACGAGUCGGAGCCGGAGACCGCCUCUGCCACGUCAGCCGCUGCCCAGGCUCGGAGCUCGUCAUGCCACGUCAGCAGCGAAGUAGCGGCCGCCCGCGCCCUCGAGAUCGAGGGGGGCGAGUCCAAGGACACGGACGCCGUGGAGGCCCUGAUGUCCCUCCACCACCCCCAUAGCGACUGGGCCGACGUGGCCACCACGCGUCGCCCGGCCCACAAGAAGCUCAAGAGGUCUUCAUCUUCGAUUUCUUCAUCAUCUUUAUCUCCAUCUUCUUCUUCUACAACUUCGUCAUCCCCACCGCGCGACCUGGCGGACACCGACAGCGAGACCGACACGACGAGCCAUCCCGUCUCCUCGCCAGCGGCCGCUCAUGACCAUCACCAUCGUGUUGCGACGAACGCGCUCGUCGAGGCCGUUGAGCCCGCCAAAGACGACGAGGCCGUGGUCAUGAUCGACGACGGCGAGCUGCGACCAAGUGAAGACGUCAAGGAGGAAGACCUCGCUGUGAUCGCCAAGGAGGAGCCGCAGCUGCCCAGAGCCGUGCGGAUCACGUCGCGCGCGCACCUGGUGCUGCACCAGCUCUACCUCCGCAAGCGGCCCUGCGACAUCAUCAACGUCUUCGUCUUCUUCGUCGUCUUCACAGUCAUCAUCAUCGCCGUCUGCGUGUUCAUCCACCAUCGCCGCCACCAGCGUCCCGCUGCACUCAAUGGCGGCCUCGCCUGCGACUCUUCCGCUGACGUCAGCAGCCUCGUUACCACGACGGGGCCGCCUUCAGCCUCCAUCAUCGUCCGCCGUACCUCGCCCGACUUCUGCCCACCUCCUCCGAUCUCCGGCUUCCUCUUCUUCGACUUCGACUUCUACAGCCUCGAGCUCAGCGCCGACGAUUCCGGCAGCAGCCGCUCAUUUGUCUUCGUCUUCUUCUCUCUUUUCUUCGUCGUCGUCAUCAACCACGUCACCACUGACUUCGUCGUCAGCGCCAACUCCGGCGACGACGACGACAACGACAGCGCCGUGGCCGACGCUGGGCGGCGCGAUCCCGUGCCUCACCCUACCGCCCUCGGUCCCCGAACACCGACGACGCGCGGAGAGAAAGAAACGUAA